Nylanderia fulva is the source of this 1208-nucleotide messenger RNA. RefSeq names its product oligosaccharide transferase gamma subunit (gene Ostgamma). Gene Ontology annotation, cellular component: oligosaccharyltransferase complex. NCBI's taxonomy places the organism in Eukaryota, Metazoa, Arthropoda, Insecta, Hymenoptera, Formicidae. The record is from RefSeq and is a predicted model, not a curated record.
CAAAUAAAUAAUUUGCACUCACACGUCAAAUGCCACGUUGUAGUUGGAUGAACCAAUGAGGUUUCACGAUAUCAUAUCAUAGUCCACGCGAUUAUCAAUGGCUGACGCUGAUCACUCUGAACAGUGUAUGUCGCCGGUAUAGAGGAGACGUUUUUUGUAAAUUUCGCAUAUCAAUCCUCCGUUUACGAUGAAGUAUAAACUUUAUGCAACAUUCCUGGUUCUAUUCGUCUUAAGCUUAGGCUAUGUCACCUGUCAAUACAGAACGAAAAACAAUCAAGGUUCCUCCUUAACAGAACGUGUACAACAAAUGACGGAAAUGACCAUGAAGAGAUCGGUACUGAAAUUCAAUGGACCAAAAUUUAAACAAUAUAUUAAAGCUACUCCGAGAAAUUAUUCUAUCAUUGUUAUGUUUACUGCCAUGGCACCUCAGAGGCAAUGUCAGAUUUGCAGACAUGCCAAUGAUGAAUUUACAAUAGUAGCCAAUUCAUUCCGAUAUUCUCAGGUGUACUCCAACAAGUUAUUCUUUGUCUCUAUUGACUUUGACGAAGGAUCAGAUGUGUUUCAACUGAUGAGGCUGAACACUGCGCCAGUGUAUAUGCAUUUUCCACCCAAAGGGAAACCAAAGGCUGCUGAUACAAUGGACAUCCAAAGAGUAGGAUUUGCUGCGGAAGCAAUAGCAAAAUGGAUUGGUGAACGUACAGAUAUUCAGAUCAGGGUAUUUAGACCACCAAAUUACUCUGGCACGGUAGCAGUAGUAAUGUUGCUAGUUCUCAUAGGAGGUUUCCUAUAUCUCAGACGUAACAAUUUAGAUUUCAUUUACAAUAAAACCAUUUGGGGACUUGGUGCUUUGUUUUUCAGUUUAACUAUGACAUCUGGACAAAUGUGGAAUCAUAUUAGAGGCCCACCUUUUAUUCACAAGUCACCAAAUGGAAAUGUAGCUUAUAUUCAUGGAUCUUCUCAAGGACAGUUUGUAUUGGAAACUUACAUUGUUAUGGUCAUAAAUGGAGCAGUAGUGUUAGGAAUGAUUCUAAUGACUGAAGCUGCAGCUCGUAAAGGUGAUGUGAAAAAACGCAGAAUAUUUGCGGUGUUAGGUUUGGGAUUAGUCGCAAUUUUCUUCAGUCUUCUUUUAUCAAUAUUUAGGAAUAAAGCACAAGGCUAUCCAUAUAGCUUAUUGUUCAAAUAGACUAGAUAGGUGCAGAAAAAAAAAA